CCCAUUCGCACCUACCCAAACGGGACAGCGGUUCCUACGAUAGGGACACCGCCCGACGCGCCUCAGCCCACGCCGUUGCGGCCGCCCCACACGACGCCACCGGCAGAACGACACCACCGCCUCCCUGCCGCCAUCCCCGCCUAUCCACGCGACGCUGCCGCUCACCGCCUCCUCCCCACCCGACGCAGCCAUUGCCAAGACGCAUUGUUCCACGUCCAGAUCCAGGCAAGCGAGGCGAGCUGGAGGCCGAGGCUGGUCGUGAUGCAGACGACGCUGGGCGGGGCAGCGGCGAUCUCCGGCCGGAUCCGGUCGAGGAAGCAAGCUAGGGCCCAAAUCCUAUUGCGAUUACGGCGUGUAGUCGAUCUAGGAGGCACGUGAGGAGAUCCAACCGCGGGUUUGAACUCCAAUAUCAUGGCGGCGGCGUUCGUCGCCGGUUCCGAGCAAGAUGGCGAGCUCCGGCGGGGUCUCUCCAUGGCGAAGAUGGUGCCGCACUUGUGAGAAAGACAGAGGUGAGGGGAGAGAUAGAAAGGAAGGAGGAGAGGUAGGGAGAAAGAGAGGGAUUUGGGUGGUCAAUUCUGAAACUUGGAAUUGUCGUCUCUUUUCUAAAAAUCUGAACUUUGCCACUUGAUUGUGCCCAGUUAAAAUGGAUGAGCAGGCCGGCUAGGUGGAGUACUCUGAGACAUGUGUAUACUGACAAAAAAUUGAUUUAUUUUAUCUGGUCUCUUUACUUCCCUGCGUACCACAACGCCUAUAGCUACAGGCUGAUGUGAAGAGGCAUCUAAAUAAGAUGUACUUGGACGCGUCAAGUCAGACUUAUAAUGGCCGCCUGCUGUGUAGAAUCACUUCUAGACGUCAAGGUAAAUAACUCUAGAUCCAUUGAUUCUUUUUGUAUUCAUUUUUGUAAAUACUCAAUAUUGCAACAAAUAAUAAAAGAAUGGAUCAAAGAUACUUUUAGAGUCUUUUUUGGCUUGAAAAAAAACACACAAGUGCAUGGUACUGAAGACAGUUUAGCAAAGGAGUGGAAACUUGCAGCAACAUCUCCGACACCCUCUGGAUGAGGUGCGGGUAGAUCGUAGCUGAGGGCGCGGUGCUGAACACCGAGGUAUGCGCUUCUCUCCUUGCCCUUCAUGCUGGCAUCAACGAGGCCGAAAGAUCUUCAUGCCGGCAAUGUGCAAGCGAAAGUAGAAAUUAACAGCCCUCCAUUUGUGUUUCUACAUGGUGGGAGAUAUACGCACAGAACCGGAGUGCAUGCAUGGCUGCAAAAGAAUCAGGGUGCUCCAUGCUCGAGAGUAGCAGUCGGACUAAAAAAAUCACAACAUUCGCAGCUACAGCAACCACUUGACACCAAACCUUAAUGUGUUCGCAUUAGCUUCACCAGCAUCAUUAACUAAUCUCUCAUAUUAUAUGAACUUUUUGCAAUGCAAUUCACAGUAGUUUCAGAAGCAAAAAUUGAUGUCUAUAACUUAUUUAGGACAACGGUAUAUAACAACACAAUAGAGAGAGAUGUAGAGAGCUAUUUUUUCAAUACUCUCAAUAUUUCCAUUCCCGAUUGAACAUGUCAAAGUAUGACAUUAUGCUUCUUUUUUCUUGCUACGUAAUCAACUUUAAUUCAGAUAACGCAAUAAUGAAUGUUGAAAUUACUCAUUUCAGUUGAGUGCAUUUUUCUAUGUCUCUUAAUUGUUGUAGGCGAAGAUGAAUUCCUGAAGUGUUUGAUUCUUUAAAAUGCAGGUUCACACAUAUGGAAGCUGUGGAGGCAGAGAUAGGUAGCAUGCAACACACAAUGUUAGUGUCUAUUUGAUGUGGGCGGGGGGUUCGCCCCCAGCGGCAGCGGCAGCGGUGGCGACGACAGCAACAAGAUGCGCGACCGCAGCAUCAACGCGACCAUCGUGCUCGGUGCCAGCACCUACACACUCACCAAGCUCCUCACCAUCGACCAGGACUAUGGGUGGACUAUCUUCGAGAUCCUGUGGUACAUGCCGGAGCACAACUGGUCGGCCUACGAGGAGGCCCUCAAGGCCAAUCCCGUUCUUGCCAACAUGAUGAUCAGCGACUUCGUUUAUUCCCUCGGCGACUGGAUAGCCCAGUGCUACGAAGGCAAGCCCAUCUUCGAGUUUGACCGUACUCGCAUGUUCCGGUCUAGCCUCGUAGGGUUCACCCUCCACGGAUCCCUUUUGCACUACUACUACCACUUCUAUGAGUGCAUCAAGGAUGUCGUUGAUCUUUGCGGCUUCGCACCUGAAGCAACCAACAUCGCGCCUCAGUUGGCUAGGGAGAUAACCUCUUCACUGGCAGGCAUCAGGUGUGUGUUUGCCUUUUCUGUUAGGUUCAGGCUUCAGUACUCACUACUGAGUACAUUAAUGCACUUAAUUGGGAUAUAAAUUCCAAACGGGUCUUGACCACUUUAAUUGGGUCACGUGGAAUCAAAGAGGGUGAGAUUUGAUGUGACAUUGUAUGCGUAUAUGUUUGAAAUCAAGAAUUGAUACUAUACCAAUUUGCAUAGAACUAUCUACAUCUAUCAUACCUUCCCUGUUAGAUGCCAACUCUUAUUUCUAGAGCAAAGUGUGAUCAAAAUCAUAAUUAGUUGGUCGGUAAUGUAUUCACAACAGUGAGUUGGUGACAUGACAUGACGAAUAAGACAUAGAUAGUGCCCAUGCCAAGUUGUGUAUGAUACACAUGGUCGGGCAAUUGCAGUGGCAAGAAAAGGAAGAAAAACAUGCCAACGUCAAAUAGACACCCGCAUCCAUGACUGUCUGAUCACCUCCACGUGAAUAGUUUUGCAUACCAUUGCAGUUAUAUUGGAUCCUUAUGGAUUUUACUAACCUUAGUACCAUAUGUUCUUUUUAUCCCUCGUGCUUGCAAGAUGAUUCUACGUCGUACCUGUCAGGUUUAGCUCAACUUGCUGUUAUUGAGGUAAUAGAGUAUAUCUUCCGAGCUUGCCAAACUUUUCAUAUACAUAAAUAUUGCAUGCCUAAUUAUUUUUAUUAUUGCUUAUUACUUAAGAUUUUGUCUGCUAAUUGGCUCACAAAAAAUAUAUUAGUGUUCCCUUGCUAUAUCAUUUUUAUAGCUUCUAUUGCAGUGUGCACCCCUGCAAGAAUGAAAUUAAUUCAUGUUCUUAAAUACUUAAUUAAAGCAUUUAUAUAAAGGAAUGUAGUGUCCUGUUUAGAUGAGGAGAUUAUUAUUCCUCCAACUUGUGCUUAGCAUGUGUGGGUCAGGAUUAAGGAGGCCUUCACACACAUCAGACAUACACACCACUGCGGCUUAAUCUACUUAUUCUUUCUCUAGGUUGCAUUUUAGAGCAUACACCUUUUACUUUUAACACAUAUAUUUGUGAGGUGCAGGUUUUGUUACACAUCACUAUAAGGACUUGAGGUGAUUCGUGGGUUGUAGGGCAUGGGGAGCUUCACAAUUAUGUUACAUAUUUAAUGUAUCACAAGAUUGUUGUGGUUACUUUUCAUUAUUUGGUUACACAGUCAUGGUAGAAAAAGUUGUAUGUAUAGCUUGUGAUACAUGGUGAUGCAUCUUUGUGAUGUUAAUUGUGCGCCCCAUUUAUUGAUGCUUUGACAGUUUUUGAUUUA
Molecule: messenger RNA, 3575 nt
Organism: Hordeum vulgare subsp. vulgare (domesticated barley)
Lineage: Eukaryota; Viridiplantae; Streptophyta; Magnoliopsida; Poales; Poaceae
Exons: 5
Coding region: 1857-2378 (173 amino acids)
Cellular component (GO): membrane; cytoplasm
Source: RefSeq, a predicted model, not a curated record